Molecule: messenger RNA, 3220 nt
Organism: Leopardus geoffroyi (Geoffroy's cat)
Lineage: Eukaryota; Metazoa; Chordata; Mammalia; Carnivora; Felidae
Gene: ATE1
Product: arginyltransferase 1
Exons: 13
Coding region: 185-1861 (558 amino acids)
Biological process (GO): protein arginylation
Cellular component (GO): cytoplasm
Molecular function (GO): arginyl-tRNA--protein transferase activity
Source: RefSeq, a predicted model, not a curated record
GAGGCCCCGGCCCCAACACGGACCGGGACCCCGAGGAGGCGUUAGGGGCGCGGGUCGGGGCGCUGGGACGCAACCGCCAGACCUCGUCCUCCACUCCUCCCCGCCGCGGGCCCCCGCGCUCCGCCGAGGUCGGCCCCGGGGCGCCGAGAGGCGUGGCCGGCCUCGGCGGACCCUGGAGGCGGCCAUGGCCUCGGUGGUGGAGUACAAGGGGCUCAAGGCCGGCUACCACUGCGGCUACUGCGACUCCGAGGAGGGCAAGGUGUCCUGCGGCAUGUGGGCACACUCCAUGACCGUACAGGAUUAUCAGGAUCUCAUAGACCGAGGAUGGCGGAGAAGUGGAAAAUAUGUGUACAAGCCUGUCAUGAAUCAAACAUGUUGUCCCCAGUACACGAUAAGGUGCCGACCUUUACAGUUUCAGCCAUCAAAAUCACACAAGAAGGUUUUGAAAAAAAUGUUGAAAUUUCUGGCCAAAGGGGAAAUUUCCAAAGGAAAUUAUGAGGAUGAUCCUAUGGAGCCCACCAUGGAGGACACCGUUGCUGGUGACUUUGGAUUAAUAAAUAAAUUGGAUAUACAAUGUGACCUUAAAACGCUCAGUGGUGACCUCACAGAGAGCUUUGACAGUGAAGAAAAGAAGAAAGGAAAAAGCCCAAAGAAAGGAGAAUCUAAUGAAUUCAUUCAGUCACAAGAUAUAGAGGAGAAGUUGGGCUCUGGUGAGCCAUCACAUCCAGUUAAAAUGCCCAUGGCUCCUAAGCCAGGCAAAGGAGCAGAUUUGAGUAAGCCUCCCUGUCGAAAAGCAAAGGAAAUCCGGAAGGAAAGGAAAAGGUUAAAACUGAUGCAGCAGAAUCCGGCUGGAGAACUUGAGGGUUUCCAGGCUCAGGGUGAACCACCGUCUUUGUUCCCACCAAAGGCUAAUAAAUCCAACCAGCCCAAAUCUCUCGAAGAUUUAAUUUUUGAAUCUUUACCAGAGAAUGCAUCACACAAGUUGGAGGUGAGGGUGGUGAGAUCAUCUCCACCAAGUUCUCAGUUCAAAGCCACAUUUCAGGAGUCUUACCAGGUCUAUAAACGUUACCAGAUGGUUAUUCACAAGGAUCCACCUGAUAAGCCAACUGUGAGCCAGGUGAGGUUAGUACCUGUCUCCUUUGAGGACCCAGAGUUCAAGUCGUCCUUCAGCCGGUCAUUUUCUCUAUAUGUCAAGUAUCAAAUGGCCAUACACCAGGACCCGCCCGAUGAGUGUGGGAAGACUGAGUUCACAAGAUUCCUUUGCAGCUCACCUUUGGAGGCGGAGAAUCCCCCUAAUGGACCAGAUUGUGGUUAUGGCUCCUUUCACCAGCAGUAUUGGCUUGACGGGAGAAUCAUUGCUGUGGGGGUGAUUGACAUCCUUCCAUACUGUGUGUCAUCUGUAUAUUUGUACUACGAUCCUGAUUAUUCAUUUCUGUCUUUGGGUGUCUACUCUGCACUACGAGAAAUUGCUUUUACGAGGCAACUUCAUCAGAAAACAUCUCAACUCAGCUAUUAUUAUAUGGGUUUCUACAUUCAUUCAUGUCCCAAGAUGAAAUAUAAGGGUCAGUAUAGACCUUCUGAUUUGUUGUGUCCUGAGACGUAUGUUUGGGUGCCCAUCGAACAGUGCCUGCCUUCACUUGAGAACUCAAAGUACUGCCGUUUCAACCAGGACCCAGAAGCAGUGGAUGAAGGUCGCAGUAAAGACCCUGACCGUUUGCAGGUGUUCCACAAGAAAGCCAUAAUGCCUUACGGCGUUUACAAGAAACAGCAGAAAGACCCGGGCGAGGAGGCCGCUGUGCUGCAGUACGCGAGGCUGGUGGGGCAGACGUGCUCCGAGCGGAUGCUGCUGUUCCGGAACUGAACCCGCGCCGCCCCCGCUCCCGCUCCCGCCCGGGCACCCACCCUGUGCCCGUGACGCGCGCCGCACGGUACAUGCCCCUCCCUCCGGGGACGUUCCGGACCCGCCCACAGAUUAGACUUUUUUAUUUUGACUAUUAUAUGGCUUUUCUAAAAUAUUUUGUGGCAAUGUAUUUGUGAGAAUCUCCUGGUUAAUACAAAGAUUUUAAAAAUACGUCGUGACCUAGCCUCAUAAUUGGGGCUUAUCAUUUUGGCAGUUUGUUUUAUGAGCAAGAUACAGUAUAAACUUCUCAUGUUACUAUUUUGGAAAGUAAAAUUAGUAAGUGGAUCUUAACUAAUUUAAAUCACUGUUGUGCUUUUUUUUUUGUCAAAGAAAUUACAACAGACUUCUCAGAUCCAUUCAACACAUUAGUUUACGCUACAAAACCUUACGUGUGGGGAGGACAGUGAGGGGGUCUGUCUCCCCACUUAGAAUACGUCUUCUCAGGAGAACGAGACUGUGUUGUUAUUCAGUGUUCAGUAUUAAAUUACUGCUGAAUGUUAUGUAGUUAAUAGAAAACUCAAAAGAAUAUAAACAUUGAAGAAAGGAUGUCAUGUGAACAUCAGAUAUUCAUUUACCCAGGACAGUCCUCAUCGUGUCUGUUGUCUUGACGGGAUUAGUUUUUCCUAGAACGAUUACUACAAGAGUAUCCCAGUUUGGACAGCAAAAUAUAUGGUUACCCUAGUUGUGUAGAUGAUUUGCCGUAUUUCUAAAAAUCUAAGAAGUGGAGUUUUCUUUGUGUUUGUUUCGGUUUUUUCAUUUUGUUUUUGUAAAAUAUUGGCUCCUGCCUUGGCCUAAUAAGACCCACCAGAAGUAAACAUACACUAAAUUUUUCAUUCCUUCGAACUCAGGACACUUGUCUUUGGUUGCUGAUUAAAAAUUAGUUAAUAUCGGACUACUAGCUGCACUACAAGUCACAUGUAACGAAGCACAGGAAUCAUUCUGACCUCUGUUCCGGGGCAAGAGGUGAACAAUCCGUGCCUUGCCCUCUGGUUUGCGAGUCACGGAGCAGGUGCUGCACUCAGGAAUUUGAGGCAGAGGCCGGCUUCUUUUUUCCCCUCUCACUUUCUUUUGUUUGGCCCCUCACCCAGUCAGCCAGUGUCCCUCGUCCACCACCGUCAAGGUGACAGGCACUGUGCCGGGAAGGAAGAGGAGACUCGCACAUCUCAGUUUGUAGCUAGAACGGAGUUGUGUUGGAGACCAUGAGCCACAGAGCAGUUGGUUUCUUGUGCUCUGUAUCAGCUCCUCCCCGUCUUCUGCAUCCAGCUGCUCGGCCACUAGUUCAUUUCAUACCCCAUUUUGCCUCUUUUCUGUUGAUCUUUU